GUCAACAGGAGUGUUGCCUGACAUUGAGGAGUACUUCGACAUUGGGGACAGCAGCUCAGGAUUACUGCAGACAGUCUUCAUCUGCUCCUACAUGGUGCUGGCUCCCAUCUUUGGUUACCUGGGCGACCGCUACAACAGGAAGUGGAUCAUGAGCGGUGGGAUUCUCUUCUGGUCCGUUAUCACCUUACUGAGCUCCUUCAUUCCGAAAAAGUUUUUCUGGGCGCUGCUCUUCACCCGUGGGCUGGUGGGGAUCGGAGAAGCCAGCUACUCCACCAUUGCCCCCACCGUCAUCGCUGACCUGUUCGUGGGAGACCUCCGCAGCCGUAUGCUCUCGAUAUUCUACUUCGCCAUCCCCGUGGGCAGCGGCCUGGGCUAUAUUGUCGGCUCCAAAGUCACGGAUAUCACUGACGACUGGCAUUGGGCCUUGAGGGUGACUCCAGCCCUGGGCCUCGUUGCUGUGGUGUUGCUUGUGUUCGUGGUGCCAGAGCCACCGAGAGGGGCAGUGGAGCGACGGUCAGAACGAGCUCUCGUGAACACCUCCUGGCUCACCGACAUCAAAGAACUCUCUAAAAAUUACAGCUUUGUGCUUUCCUCGCUGGGCUUCACAUCCGUUGCCUUUGUGACGGGUACCCUGGCUCUCUGGGCUCCUGCUUACCUUUUCCGUGCCCAGGUAGUGCAGGGCACCAUGAGGCCCUGCACCAAGGGGACAUGCAACUCCCUGGACAGCUUGCUGUUUGGGAUCAUCACCUGCAUCACAGGUUUCCUGGGCGUGGGAGCCGGGGUGGAGAUCAGCAAGAGGUACCGCAAGGUGAACCCGCGAGCAGACCCGCUGGUGUGUGCCUGUGGUCUGCUUGGCUCUGCACCCUUCCUGUACCUGGCAGUGGCUACAGCUGAGGCCAGUACCAUCGCCACCUACGUGUUCAUCUUUAUUGGGGAGCUGUUCCUGUCCAUGAACUGGGCGAUUGUAGCUGACAUUCUGCUGGUGAGUACACAGACUCCAGUUUAUCUUCAUUACGGGACAUUGGCUCCAUCACCCUGCCAGCAUUUAUUACCCCUCAAUAAGGCAGUGUACACAUCCCCCCCCGGUGUGGAUUAAACAGGGACGCAGGGCGGUAUUCUGUCAGUGUGUACACAUCCCCCCCGGAGUGGAUUAAACAGGGACACAAGGCGGUAUUCUGUCAGUGUGUACAUGUCACCUG
Messenger RNA from Rhincodon typus (whale shark), 1199 nucleotides. RefSeq names its product protein spinster homolog 1-like. Lineage: Eukaryota; Metazoa; Chordata; Chondrichthyes; Orectolobiformes; Rhincodontidae. Bases 92 to 1096 code for a protein of 334 amino acids. The record is from RefSeq and is a predicted model, not a curated record. Gene Ontology annotation, cellular component: membrane. The transcript has 8 exons. Gene Ontology annotation, biological process: transmembrane transport. Gene Ontology annotation, molecular function: transmembrane transporter activity.